Messenger RNA from Toxotes jaculatrix (banded archerfish), 4915 nucleotides. It is a transcript of the gene nfascb, whose product is annotated as neurofascin homolog (chicken) b. Lineage: Eukaryota; Metazoa; Chordata; Actinopteri; Toxotidae. Gene Ontology annotation, biological process: cell-cell adhesion; axon guidance. Gene Ontology annotation, cellular component: plasma membrane; axon. The record is from RefSeq and is a predicted model, not a curated record. The transcript is spliced from 27 exons. Bases 368 to 3991 code for a protein of 1207 amino acids. Gene Ontology annotation, molecular function: protein binding.
GUGACAAAUAUCAUUGAAGGCAUAUGCUGCUGGAAAGGUGAAGCUCAGUUUGGAGGUGCUGCUGUGAAUCUGCCCCGACACUGGAUGAGACGAAAGUAGGAGUCUGGCUUUCACUGCGACGAGGAGAAAAGGAGGCCAAGGAGCAGAGAAAAUAAAACUCAGCUCAAGGGUUCCUGACCUGAUAUUUGAAGGACUGAAGCAUUAAUUGAUAUUCUGCACAAACAAGAAUAAUUUCCUGUUGAAAAGUCAUUGGAAUUAUCGAUUAUCGGAAGCCACAGAGAUGGGGAGGAGAGAGCCCUGACGUGACUUUACAGGACAGAGCAGAACUGGUGACCAAAAGUAUCGCUGGAUUAAAUGAACUGUAAAGAUGGGGACACUGGCCGAACCAGCGCUGCUGCUACUUUUAUCGCAGAGUGUUUGGGCUUUGGACAUCCCUCUAGAAAUCAGACAACCCCCGACCAUUAUAAAGCAGUCAAUGAAGGAGCAUAUUGUUGACCCUAAAGACACCAUGGUCAUUGAGUGUGAAGCCAAAGGAAACCCUCAUCCCAUUUUCUCAUGGAGACGUAAUGGGAAGUAUUUCAAUGUGGCGCGUGACCCUCAGGCAUCAAUGCGCAGGCGCUCAGGGACGCUGGACAUCUAUGCCUGGAGCAAUCCAGAACAGUAUGAGGCAGAGUAUCAGUGCAUUGCCUCCAACGAGUAUGGGUCUGCAUACUCCAACAAGAUCAGAGUACGACUUUACAGAGCUCCUGUGUGGCCAAGGGAGAUUCUAGAGCCUGUGGUGGUCAGCGCUGGCUUGCCUCUGGUCUUGUCCUGUGACCCUCCACCAGGCCCACCUAAACCUGAAACCUACUGGAUGUCCAGCUGCUCAUUUGCCAGACCUUUCAACUGGCCAAUUCAGACGGCUUUUCCCACCAUGCAGCCUGUGCGGCAGGACCGUAGGGUUUCCAUGGGAGUCAACGGAGAUCUGUACUUCUCUAAUGUCCUCCUUAAUGACUCUAACGCUGAUUACUGCUGUAAUGCUCGUUACCCAUACAAGAACGUCAUCCAGCAGAAAAUGCCUGUGGUUGUUAAAGUGCUUACAACUCGAACAGUGGCUGAGGCUGCCCCCACCUGGCUGUCCCCCACAGGCUCAUCCAGCUCUAUAUUGGUCCUGCAAGGAGAGGAGCUGCUCCUGGAGUGUAUCGCUGCAGGAGUGCCGACUCCUCAUAUUAGCUGGACCAAGGAUGGUGAGAGCCUGGCGGUGACGCCACGCAUGAAAGUAAAGAACUUCAACAAGAUGAUUCAAAUCCCAAAGGCGUCUUUUGAAGAUGCCGGUGAAUAUGUGUGCACGGCUACCAAUAAGAUCAGCUACAUUGAGCACACAAUAAACGUCAGGGUCAAAGCGGCUCCAUUCUGGCUGGAGAAGCCCACUGAUUUGGUCUUGGCUCCUGAAGAAAAUGGACGUUUGGUGUGUCGUUCUGAUGGGGCUCCUCGUCCCACAGUCAGCUGGUUCAUCAAUGGGGAACCAAUUGAAAGUGCUACACCACAGCCUAACAGACAGGUGUCAGGAGACACGCUGAGCUUCCGCAGUGUAACCGCUGAAAACAGUGCCGUCUACCAGUGCAAUGCUUCAAAUGAGUAUGGGUACUUAUUGGCCAAUGCUUUUGUCGCUGUGCUACAUGCAACGCCACGUAUUCUCGGGCCCAGGAAUGAACUCACCAAGGUGAUAGAGGGCAGUCAUGCCUUCUUAGACUGCCGCUAUUUUGGUUCUCCAGUGCCUGACUUGCGAUGGUCCAAGUAUGGACAGGGAAAUCUUGAAGGAAAUCGUUUUAAGACCCACAGUAACGGGACUCUGGAGAUCAAACGUACACGGAUAGAGGACCAGGGAACUUACUUGUGCGUAGUCAGCAACAUUGCAGGCAGAGAUGAGAAUCAAGUCCGAAUAGAGGUCAAAGAGCCCACAUUAAUUGUGACAAGACCACAAAGCAUGAAAGUCAUCCGUGGAAGCGAUGUGAGAUUUGAGUGUGGGGUAAAAGCAGAUGUCUCUACUCCUGUCACAACCACCUGGAUCAAAAACAAAAAGCCGGUCACUCUUGGUUGGAGACUCUCGAUGGACGAAUCAAACCUGAUCAUCACCAAUGUAAACAGAGAUGAUGAGGGCAAUUAUACCUGUGUCAUCAAGAGUGAACUGGACCAGAAAUCUGCCUCAGCACGCCUAAUGGUGAUGGGUAUGACACGUUUAAAACAAAUGAUAUUUCAUUCACCACAUGGUGUGUUCAGCUUUUUAAUUAUUUGUGUAUUUUUGAGAGUAGACCGGCCGGAUCCUCCCACUAACUUGCAGUUGUCGGAUCCGUAUGAACGUAGUGUAAGACUCAGUUGGGUUCCUGGAGACAGCAACCACAGCCCCAUUACAGAGUACUUAGUGCAGUAUGACGAUGAUGACUGGUUGCCAGGGAAGUGGAGAAACCUAUCAACAUACCCAGGGACCCUCAACUCUGUCAUUCUGCAUCUUACACCUUUCACCUACUAUGAGUUCAGGGUCAUCGCUAUAAGCGAAAUCGGAUCAAGUCGCCCCAGUCGUCCAUCUAUGCGCUUCCAGACCAGCGGUGCACCCCCAGACGUCAUCCCAAAAAACGUUAAGGGUGUGGGUACCUGGAGAAACAACAUGGAGAUCAGCUGGGAGCCGCUGACCUACAGAGAGUGGAACGGGCCCCACUUGAAGUAUCUGGUGUGGUGGAGGAGGAGAGAUUCCCGUGAGGAGUGGAAGAAUGCCACCACAAAAUGGCUGAAAUAUUACAUCUAUGAUGCAGAUACCUUCACUCCUUAUGAGAUCAAAGUCCAGGCUGUCAAUGACUUUGGGCUGGGCCCAGAGUCUCCUGUUGUCAUUGGUUACUCUGGAGAGGACCGUCCCAUAACUGCACCCCUGAACCUGAGGGUGUCCGACAUCCAGAGCACUCAGGUGACUGUGCACUGGGACCUGGUGACACGGAACUCUAUUAUGGGAGAGCUGAAAGAAUACAAGGUUUACUACUGGAGAGACAGCAGCCAGCUGAGAUGGCUGAGAAUCAACAGAGCAAUGAAGUCUAAAGCAUUUCCAGACAACAGUCCGGAGCCAUCUGGGGUCCUCACCGAGCUCAUGCCCUACAGCAACUAUAAAAUGUACAUAGUGGUGGCAAACAAUCGAUAUGAAGGGCCACCCAGUAAUAAUAUACACUUUUCAACGCCUGAAGGAGUACCAUCUGCUCCCAGAUCCUUCAGGAUCCAACAGCGACAUCUGGACAGUAUAUAUGUCGACUGGGACCUGCCAGCAGAACCCAAUGGUAUCAUCACUGGGUAUUCCCUCAAGUACCAGACAGUGAACGCCACCAGAGGAGAGGAGCUGCGAGUCGAGGAGUUCCCUCCAAAUGUAACAAGCUUCUCAGUCCGCCGAUACGACCGCUACACUCGAUACAGAUUCUCCGUGGCGGCACGAACUAAGGUCGGGAUAGGGGAAUGGCACACGGAGGAGUCACCCCACUACACCACUGAAAUAUAUGCUCAGGACCAGGUGGACAUCUCCACUCAGGGCUGGUUCAUCGGGAUCAUGUGUGCUGUGGCUCUCAUCGUGCUCAUCCUUCUCAUAGUCUGUUUCAUCAAGAGGAGCCGAGGGGGGAAAUACCCAGUACGGGAAAAAAAGGACAUUUCAUUGGAGCCGGUGGAUGACAAAGAUCAAGAGGGAUCAUUUGAUUAUCGGUCUCUUGAAAGGAUAGCACGUGUCUCCACUCUGCCCUACCCUCGGAGAGAGGAGGAAAGAGGGCUUCAAAGAGGCCAGCCGUCUAUGGAGGCAAUGAUAAAGCGAUCAGACAGCGACGACAGCCUGGUGGACUAUGGAGAAGGCGGAGAGAUACCGUUCAACGAGGAUGGCUCAUUCAUUGGCCAGUACACUGGAACCAGGAGAGAUGUCAGGGACCUGGACUUUGGUGGAAGUCUUGAGCUUCAUUCUCCAAUGAACACCAUCUACUCCCUGGCAUAGAACUCAAAAUUGAAACGUCUUUUCUGACUUCAACUCAACUCUGACUACAACUAUUUGUCAUGUAACUUUACCAUGCUUGUAACCUCCACCUUGAAUUAAGAGCCUGGAGGAACUUGUUGUGCUUGUGGCUUGUCUGCAGGAGGGAACAGCUGGAGAAUGGAGCUGUUCAAUGCUCUGUGUCCUUACAGCCAACACAGCUUUCGUGCAUUUUAAGAAGAAAAUGGUGGAUAGUUGGGACGUUUUUAGAGAGGUACUUAAUCAUCUGAUGCAAAGGAAGCUUUUACCUUUUGUUUUGUAAAUAAAAAAUACUGUGUGUUUAUGCACAUGCCAACGCAUAUGUUCAAUUAUGGAGGGACACUGGCUGCACAUCAGAAGAGACAAAAGUGGAUCAGUUUAUCAUGUUGAUAAAAGCAGUUGCGAGGACCCACUUAACUACUGUUAUUAUAGCUUUCUUUCUUUUAUCCUGCUAAUCUAAAUAAUGAGAUUUGUCUUACUUUUGUAUGCUGAUUGAUUGAAAUAAGGGUCAUACUUUCACUAUCAGGUGAGCUGCAGUGUAAUUGCAGAAUUUAGAUUGCCUCCCCUUGUCUACGUGGACCUUUUGUGUAUCAAAGUAUUGCAGGUGAAAGACAAUAAAAUAUUUCCAGAGACUGAUAAUUCAUCUGCUGGACAGUUUGCCAAUUAUGGUGAUGAUGGGAGGCAAGAGGUCAAACUAUUUGGGGAAUCAGUGACAACCAACCAUAAACCAGUCGUAAAAUUUGUUGUUCAUAUUUCUCUAUGAACUGGUCUCCCCUUUUCACUCACAGUGGAGGUGCUUUUAUUAAUCUUUCUGUAACACCUUUUGUUUUUUUGACUCCUAACAUCAAAUAUCUGUUACCACAGUUAUGCCUUAAUGUAAAUAAAGAAAAAAUAUUUAUUUCUACCAUA